This is a messenger RNA of Striga hermonthica, 1338 nucleotides long. NCBI's taxonomy places the organism in Eukaryota, Viridiplantae, Streptophyta, Magnoliopsida, Lamiales, Orobanchaceae. The record is from the annotation of a GenBank genome assembly.
AUGAGAGACGGUCGUAUUCCGAAAGGGUCCUUCGGGUGGCCGAUUAUUGGGGAGACCCUUUCCUUUCUUCAGCCUCACCCUUCAACCUCGUCCGGGGCUUUUUUGCAAACUCAUUGUUCUAGGUAUGGAAAGGUGUUCAAAUCCCAUCUGUUUUUCUCACCUACCGUGGUCUCGUGCGACAAAGAGCUGAAUCACUACAUACUACAAAACGAAGGGCGAUAUUUCGAAUGCAGCUACCCGAAAACUGUACAUCAAGUCCUUGGCGAGAGGUCGCUGCUGGUGGCCGUGGGCGCCACCCACAAGAGGCUCAGGAAUGUGGCCGUCUCCCUCGUCACCAACAUCAAAUCCAAACCUGACUUUUUAAACGACAUCGAGAGAAAUGCGGCACGGGUACUCGAUUCUUGGAAAGAUAAGAGCCAGGUCAUGUUCUCAGAGGAGGCCAAAAAGUAUACAUUCAAUGUGAUUGUGAAGCAAGUACUUGGUUUAAGGCCAGAUGAGCAAUGCACAAGUGAGAUUCUUCAAGAUUUUCUCACUUUCACAAGAGGCUUGAUAUCCCUACCCAUUUACAUCCCUGGGACUCCAUAUGCAAGGGCCAUUCAGGCAAGGCGUAGAGUAUCUUCGCGCGUCAAGACAAUCAUAGAUGGAAGAAGAAAAAACGCGGGAAAAGGUUGCGGAAAGAGCGAUGAUUUCCUUGAGAUACUUUUGAAUGUAGACAGUUUGUCGGAAGAUGAGAAAGUUAGUUUUGUGUUGGAUUCUCUACUUGGGGGCUACGAGACGACUUCCCUACUUUUGUCGAUGACCGUGUUUUUCCUCGACCACUGCCCAAAUGUUGUUCAACACCUAAAGGUAGAGCACGAGACAAUAAGAAGCAUGAAGAAAAAGGAUGAACUACUCAACUGGAACCAUUAUAAAGCUAUGGAAUUCACACACAACGUCAUAAAUGAAGCCUUGAGAUUAGGUAACAUUGUUAAAUUUGUCCACCGAAGGGCUAUCCAAGAUGUUAAGUUCAAAGAUCACAUAAUAAUACCAUCCGGAUGGAAAGUCCUACCGAUCAUCUCCGCCGUUCAUCUGGAUCCUUCUUUCCAUGUGAAUCCCUUAGAUUUUAAUCCUUGGAGAUGGCAGCAGAAAGAAGAUGAAGCGGGCGGGAAGACAUUUAGUCCAUUUGGGGGAGGGUCGAGGUACUGCCCUGGUUUUGAACUAGCUAAACUUGAGGUUGCUUUUUUCCUCCAUCGCCUCCUACAAAAAUACAGGUGGAAAGUGGAAGAAGGAGAUCAUCCCAUUGCAUUUCCUUACGUCGAGUUUCCAAAAGGACUCAAAUUAAGUGUGCAGUGUCUGUGA